UUUUCAAAGCCGUUCUACUACCUCUGCCUUCACCUCGUCUUCCGUAACCUGGUUCAUUGACGAAUUUUGUCGGCGGGCUUUUUUAACAUGACAGAAAUGCACAUCUGAAUCCUCUAUUCAUCUACAAAGCAUUCAAAUACAUUUGUAACCUCCAUUACUGAUUAAUAGAAGGCCGGUCUACUCGGUGUUUUUAACUAGACGAUCGCCCGCGCCUGGCCAGGCAUAAAGGCCACAAUGAAACUCACAGACAAUGUGUUGCGGAGUUUCAGGGUUGCAAAGGUUUUCCGGGAGAAUUCCGACAAAAUUAACUGCUUUGACUUUAGUUCAAACGGCGAGACGGUUAUAUCGAGUAGCGACGACGACUCGAUUGUCUUGUACGACUGUCAGGAAGGAAAACCAAAACGGACCCUCUACAGUAAGAAGUAUGGUGUGGAUCUUAUCCGAUAUACUCACGCUGCCAACACUGUCGUCUACAGCUCCAAUAAAAUUGAUGAUACUAUACGAUACCUUUCUCUGCAUGACAAUAAGUACAUUCGCUACUUUCCCGGACACAAUAAGAGGGUUGUUGCGCUGUCUAUGUCUCCUGUUGAUGACACGUUCAUAUCUGGCUCACUUGAUAAAACUAUUCGCCUGUGGGAUCUGCGCUCACCAAAUUGUCAGGGCCUCAUGCAUCUCCAAGGGAAGCCAGUUUGCUCAUUCGAUCCCGAAGGGUUGAUUUUUGCUGCAGGGGUUAAUUCUGAGAUGGUCAAACUUUAUGAUCUACGCUCCUUUGAUAAGGGCCCAUUUGCCACAUUUAAACUACAGUACGAGCGCACAUGCGAGUGGACGGGUCUCAAGUUUAGCAACGACGGAAAGCUCAUAUUAGUCUCCACAAACGGAGGAACGCUCCGAGUGCUGGAUGCCUUCAAAGGAGCCGUUCUCCACUCAUUUGGGGGCUAUAAUAACAGCAAAGGCUUGGUUUUAGAGGCCUCGUUCACACCAGAUUCCCAGUUCGCUAUGAUCGGGUCAGAGGACGGGAAGAUCCAUAUGUGGAAUGCCGAGAGCGGGUUGAAAGUAGCAGUUCUUGAUGGGAAGCACACUGGUCCCGUGACCUGUUUACAGUUUAACCCUAAAUUCAUGACCUUUGCCAGCGCUUGUUCUAACAUGGCAUUCUGGUUACCCACGAUCGAUGACUAAUGGGCCGUUCUCAGGACUUGUGUCGGGAGAUGUUUGACUGUGUGAUAUCAUCUUCCAGCAGAUGGUGACAGACACCCUGUUCUUGACACAGGAGAAACUCAUAUUUGGACUUUUUAACUGUAAAUAUAUUGGUCUCGAUGCUGUUGUAUUUCAGAUCAUUCUGUGAUAAAGAUACAAUCUUUCACCAAAGCUUGUUCUUUUGUAAAACAUUGUAAAAUAAUCUGUUUGCAUUAUGUUUUGUUUGUGAGGUAGUAGCUAGUAUGAAGUGCAGAAUUCAGAAUGUGCAAACAUUACGACAGAAUUCAGCACCUGUAUCUUGUGCAGUCCUAAGAAAUCUCAAUGGAACAUUUUUUUAAAAUAAAAGUGUUUAUACAAUUUGCUGAUGUGCAUCCUAAUAUACUCCGUCUGUGAGGAAAGAUUGCUUUAAUGGAGUUUUUGGUUCAGCUUGUUUUUAUAUAUAUGGGUAUGUGUGUAUAAUAUACUUUUGUAAUACCAGCAAUAUUGUGAAAUUUUUAUUAAAUACAAUCUCAAAAGGAAUCAAUAUACACUGACCACA
This is a messenger RNA of Triplophysa rosa, 1732 nucleotides long. RefSeq names its product WD repeat domain 82 (gene wdr82). The coding region runs from base 235 to 1176 and encodes 313 amino acids. The transcript is spliced from 9 exons. Gene Ontology annotation, molecular function: chromatin binding; protein binding. Gene Ontology annotation, cellular component: Set1C/COMPASS complex. The record is from RefSeq and is a predicted model, not a curated record. Lineage: Eukaryota; Metazoa; Chordata; Actinopteri; Cypriniformes; Nemacheilidae.